UUUAAGAUCGCGGUUGUCAUUAGCUGAUUCAAUACAGACAAUAACAAAGCUGUCACAAAAUCCCCUGUGUUUGUGAGAUACCAUUUCAUAAAAUUUGCUAACCAGUUUUUGCAACGUUAUAUUAAAUGUUAGAGAGGGAUUCCAUUUAAAAAGACCAUGGAGAAGGAAAAACCACAAGCUAAGCAAAGGAAGAAAAACAAGACAAAAGCAAGAGAAGCCAUUGAAGAUGUUGUUGCCUCUUGCUCAAAAACAGAAGAUAUUUUACCCAAUGACACCCAAGUGGAGGUUGAAGAGGUUGCUGAAGCAAUAUUGCACAAUGAUGUAAUUACAACAGAUAAACCUAUUGUUAAAGAAGAUUGCAAUGAUUUGAAAGAUACAAUCAGUACAGAGUUGGAUGAAUCAUGUAAAGAUAAGAUAACAUUUUCUGUAGAAGGAAGUGUAUCAAAUGGUGAAUUGCAUAAUGAGAUUACUGUUAAUCAAAAUGAAAUUGAAGAAAAAAGUGCCAAAGAAAAGUUAUUAAUAAGUAAAACUGUUGUCAAUCAUCCAGUGACAAACUAUAAGGAUCUUAAGCAGCAACUUAAAGAGCUGCAUAUAAUUGAAACCAAUGUUGAAUCAAAGAUUGCAGUAAUAAAUAAGAUAAAACCAUUCACAGAGUCUCAAUUGAGUGCAUUAUAUGCAAACAGUGAGCUUGCAGCAGUUAAGCAAUUCACAGAUGAAUUCAUUGAGGCUGAAUUGAAGGGUUUGGCUGCCAAUAAACAUACUCUCCAUGAAUUGCUUAAAUCCUAUUUGCAAGUUCGCAGUAAAGUUCAAGCAAAUUUUUUGGAAAUUAAACAGCUCAGACAUGAUUACCAAGAAGCACAGAAUCAGCUGUGGACUUUAAGCAAUUCAGUUGCUCAUAAGAGAGGUGUUUGCAUGGAUGGUGUAUCUGUAAUGGCUACACAUACCUUUACAACUGCUAAAAUGCAUCAUAAUACUUACCAAUCUAUAAUUAGGAUGCAAAAUAAAUUGAGAGAAUUGACAAAUGAAACUCACGUUUUGUAUAGUUACACUGCUGAAGUGUUAAGGCUGCAGAUUCAUCUGUACAUACACAACAUAAAAGCUAGUACUAUGUCAAUGUGUAAUUUAUCCCAAAAUUCUCCUAUUUGUUUAAGUAUGCAACAACCACCAGAACAUAUGAUGCCCUAUUUACAAGAUUUGAGAUUAUGCAUAUCCAUUUUAUUUUCAUAUCUAAGAAAAUUGAUUAGAGACACAGAGUUUAUAAAGCAAAUUAGACAGUGGUUAAGUGAAUUGGUAUGUGUUCUGUUGCGUCUAGCAUGCUGGCAAGAUCAUUUGUUUAUUCUAAAUCACAUUCUAAGAUGUCAGCCAGGAAUUGGAAGUUGGGGUGCCCAAUACAUACAAUUCCCUUUAGUGGAUUUUAUUGAAUCUCCAUUUUCUAAUUAUGAAAUUAACCAUAUUCUUUCAAUGUUAUCUGUAAUUCUGUUACCAGUCAAUGAAAGGGAAUUAUUUCUAAAAGAGGUCUCUCAACUUAGUGAUGAGCCUACAGAAACUUUAUGGGUAAUAGUGGAUUCUGAUGGCGAGGAAGACGAAGAUUCGACUGGAGUUGCUUUGAGAGAAAACGAUUUGGUUGCCUUGUUAAAUCAAUUACCUCUUGACAAUCUCUUUAGGGCUGUACUUCUAAUCAAUAGAAGAGAUAAUGAAGAUUUCUAUGAUGUUUCUAAUUUAACUGAAAAUCACAUUUUGAGAUUCUUUGCAUUUUCGACGACUAUCUUAAAACUGUUCCAUCAAGGCUUGAAAAGUUAUGAUCAACUCAGAUACAUUCAAUUUUGUAAACGACUUAGCAGAUUAAUCAGACAUGUAGUACAAUACGCUACUGAUCAAUGGGAAAUAUAUUUGACAUAUAAGAAAUCUGAAGACAUGGCAAUGAUGGAUCGACUUCAAGUAGAAUACGAUGCAUUUUUUCUGCGUGCCAUCAACUAUUUGUAUAACGCUGAAAAAUUAGGAGCUUGGCAGUUUCUGGCCGUUAUACCGUAUGGAAUUAUAUCAAUAUCAACUUUAUGGAAAAUAUUUUAUUUUCUGCAUAAUUCUGAUUCAUCAGCAGAAGAUAUAUUAAAUCCAACUAAUAAUAUCAAUUAUAUGGAUAAAUUAUGGGAUAAAUCGUUACGUGAACAAUUUGAGGAAAAGAUAAUUUCCUUGGCAGAUGACGAAUGUUAUUACUUGUUAAACACAUUUGCUAAUAUGGCUUUAUCGAGGAAUGAAGAUGAUAUGAAGUUUAUUAAUUUAGCGACGAUGGACCUAUUACAGGUCGGUUUUGUAAGUCAAGUCACACAAGAAUCUUGUUCAAAAAAUGCUAGAAUUCUUCUGACUCAUAUCACAUCGAAAUAUUCAAAUCUUCUAUCAAACAUAUUGAAAGCAGUCAAAGAUAAUAUCUCCGCUAUCCAGUCUUACAGUUUAUAUUUAUAUGAAGAGUUACCAAUAUCUGCAUGGAAGUUAACAGAUGCUGAUUUGGAGAUUAUAUCAAAUUUAUUGUUGAAUAACAAUAUAAAUUCAGUUGAGAGCAAAUUAGCUAGAAUGAUAUUAUCAAGAUUGAAUUGGGAAUUGGUAGAAGACGGAAAACUGUUCUUACCUUAUAGUUUUCACUGUAAAAUAGCUACAUUAAUUGUGAACGCGGUAGCAUUAGAUCAAGGAUAUCUGCAUUGGGCUUGGCAAACUGCUUUUCGCUUAAGACUUCACAUAAGCGAUAAAGGUUUUACAAAUUUUCAAAAUGUCAAAGACAUUGAAUACUACGAUGCAAUUUCAAGAGGUGUAAGGAAUCAGGACCCUCUGUCGUGUUUUCUAUCAGUUUUAAUAACAUCCUGGGGACAUUUAAUACCUCUUGUAUGUUCAAAAGGGUUUGAUCAAUUGCUGUUCCUUCAAACCCAUCAAAAGCAUGAAGCUGUUCUCUUUGCUCUUAAUCAAAUAGUGCCGCUCUUCAUAAACUGUCAAGAAUCCGUUAUCAAUUUGGAAAAAUUUCAAAUGAUAAUUUUGGGCCUUUUAAACGCGGAUCGAACAUAUAUAAAUAUUGCAAAAAGUUUGGUAACUGUGCAGAACACGAUUUUGGAACAAUUCGGAAACAUGAUUGAAUCACAGAUUGCUAAUUACAGUUGGUACGGAGUGGAAAGUCCAAGGUAUAUUGUUAGAUUGUGGAUAAACUCUUUGGUUUCGGUCCCAAAUUGGAAUAGGGAUUAUGGUGUUAUGUAUUUAUUGGAUAUUAUGAUUCGAGCUUCUUUAUCCUUUUCCGACACAUUAGACGUCAUUGUUAGCAUAUUGAAAGAGUUGUUACAGUGUGCAACACCUCAAGAACAAACUAAUUCAAUCGCAUCGUUGUUCAAAUGGGUGUCUCAAUCUAAUUCGCAAAACACCCUACUUAUAAAUAGCUCUCUCUCGAGUUGUCCAUAUUUGUCGUACAUCAUGUUUAGAAUUGAGUUUGAAGAGCGAGAAAGAUCGACAGGCCUCUGGAAUGAAAUCUUACUGCAACUAAAAAAUCAAAAAGGAAAAGUUAACGUUGAUAAUGCAAUUAGAAAAGCGGCUAAUAAAUUAAAGUUGCCUUCAUUUUCGUCUGGAUCUCUAAGUAUCUUUAGAUGGGCUCAGCAGAUUCUGGACACACCUAUUCAUCACCCAAUCAUAGUGUUGCUGUGGCAAAAAUUCUUCUGCUUAUAUUUAUAUCGAGUUCCAAUGUGCGGUACCGUGGAAGGAGGCUGCGUGGGUGAUAAAUUCUUCGAAGGAAUGAUCAACUACAAUUUUCUCCAAAGAUUAAAGAAAUGUCUUCAAGAAACUGUUGCUCAUUAUAAGAAGAUAGUAAGCGAGUCUCGUUUCGAAGAACUUCCAGCUGUUAAGCAAUUGUUCUAUCAAUCAAAUUUAAAUUUAUUCACGGCUUAUAGCUUGUGGCUUGAGGAACCUCGUUUACAGGAUGCCUCGCUGUACAUCCCUGGGUUACCACCACAGUACGAACCCGUAUUAUUGAAUUUGAUAAUGCAAUGCAACGAUGCGCAAUGGUUUACUUACGUUGAUCAUGAUGUAAUUAAAGAGCAUCAAAUUGCCUGUAUCAAAACUUGGCGAUGCGCAAAUUAUAGGGAGAGGAAAAAUAUUAAUAAGCCGCUUUUAAACAUUGGUAGUAAUUACGAAGGAGAUGAUCCAGUGCAACGGAUUUUAAGGCGGUUACAUUCUUAUGACACGCCCAAAUCUGCACCCUCUAUUACCAUAACAAAAUCGUUAUUGGCUAAUAUUCAAUGGCAGGAUAAGCGCAGCAUGUUUUCUUCUUUGAAUGUAUUUAUAAAGACUAUUCAGGAUUUUGCUCACAACCAUGCAUUGCAAGUGUCUGAACACAAAGCUCUGGACAGUGGCUACCAAGAACGAGUGCCACAACUUUAUAGAUCAUAUAUAAAUAAAAUCAAGAAAUCUGUGCCUUGCACUGGUUCUAAUAAAACGGUGAAUUGCUCGGGCGCAGCUGUAAUUCUUGUGGAAAGCCAGGAAGCAGCAAUUAAUGAACAUAUCGACAUGCAAAUACAGAGUAAUAGAAAGGAUCAUGAAGUUUUGAUCGCCAAAUUUUUGCAAGUUCCGUCACAAAGUUUGUGCUUAGCGUCAAUUAAUCUUCAAAAUGGUAUAAGUUUACUCCAAACACAGAGAGAAAUGCAUGCCGAAUAUUCAGCGUUAGGUGUCGAAUUAUUCUAUUAUAUUUUGUCAUUAUUGAAUGAAGAAACAUCUAAUUAUUUGCCGUCCAAAAAGUUAUUUACAGAGUGCAUGGAAAGACUCGGACAGAUACAUAUUUAUGGCAUUGAGUCAGAGACACCGACACUUUUAAACAAGAUUCUAAAGGAGCCAACGAAUGGCAUGUAUUUAGUAACGCAUUUUUGUCCUAUCAAUCUUGGCACAGCAAAUUUUUUGCUUAUGUACUCGAUGAUAUCAAAAAGAUGCGCUCAGCGAUACGAUUUAUGGUACUCUUUAUUAUCAAAGUUUGAUGUGACACAUUGGUUGUUGAAAAAUCAACCGAAAUUGAGCGAAAUUGUUCAACUUCAAGAUAUAAUAUUUCAGGCUCUGAUACAGUUUGGUCAAGAGCCUGAAUCGAUUGUUGUGCACGAACAUUAUCGAAGACAUUUAAUACAGAUAUUUGAGUUUCAAUUCCCAGAACAUUAUGGUGAAGUCCUUGUGCGUCUUUUAAAAGCCAGCACUGGUGCCGAUGCUGAUUCUAUAUCAGUUAGUGUUUGGCUGGAUGUGCUGAACUCGCUUUCAAAGCCUUUAGUUUGGGAAAUUGGUGGAAAUAAAAGAGAUAAAUUAAGAGAAUAUGCAACUAGCCAAAAAAAGUUGCACUAUCAAGAAAUUUUGGAGACCGCCCUCCUACUUUCCAGACAUUACACUAAUGACAGAUUCCAAUACGGUUUGUAUGGGCUCUACCCGAAGACGAGAAACUUUGUUGAUGUUAUUGCUUUGUUGCUGGGAACAACCGGACAUGCAUUAAUUAUAAGCGCCCUGGAAACACAUCAGGGCCUUUUAGGUGAUAAAAUUUGCGAAAUUAUUUGGCCACAACUACGGGACUUGUUUGCCCCGUGGGUUUUACCCUAUUGGACCAACAAUAUGAAAGAAAAUAUGGCCAACUGGAUUCAACAGUUAACUGACGAUCGUACUGUUUUACUACCAUGGAUACCAGCUAAUGCACCAUUCGCCCAGAAAAUCGUGGACAUGUUCUUCGAAUGUCUUCUGUUCCUUGUGCAAACGCUACCAGCUAAUAAUAUUUUAAGUUAUGUAUGGCAAUGGUAUGUAUCAAAUUUUGCUCAUGUCGCUGUUAAGGAUCAUAUUUUGAAUGUGAUACAUCAUUCUUUAAUAAAUUUACCCUGGAAUAAAUUUUGGCCUUCCAUUCCCGAUUUGGAAUUUAUGCUAAAGUUGGUUGAUCAAUAUGUGCCAGAAUGUCACACCUUUUUGGGGCACAUUUUUAUUGAAAUUCCUUGGCGUCCCUGGAUAUAUACUUUAAACGAAAAUGUAACUGCAAUAACGGCGAAAGCCAGAAUUUACCAUUGCUUAUUAAAUAUUUUGGUGAAACUCUCAAAUGAACCGAAUAUGAGAAAUAACUAUGAGGAUAGAUUAAAGCCUUUGUUGAUGCAAGCUGAAACAUUUGAUUGGAGUAUUUUGGAAACAAAUUCAGUGCAACAAGCGCUGGAUUGGUAUGUGAUGAGCUGUGAUCCAAUGAUUCUUUUUAAACGUGAUUCUCUAGAUUUAGAUUAUAGAAUUAUACAAUUUUUAAGAACGGUAUGUUGUUAUACUGUAGCUUUGAACCAUUAUGACCAAAAAGUCCGGGAAAAAAGGCAUAUCUUUGUGCGGAGCUACAUGAAAUUAGUAGUUGUGUUUACAAAUCGCUACAAGAAUAUUAUACCCACUAAAGAAGUUGAUCUUGUCAAUGUGAUAAAGUCUCAACUGAAUGAUAUGGAAAAUAUUGUUAACGUUGAGGAGGACAUGAACUUAAUUUUAAGUGAAAUAUUGGCUGUGUUGAAUCAAAGUUGUUUAAAGAAGUUUAUGAUUGAAUGUUUUAUUCAAUGGAUUGCUAGUCGUGAGGGCGAUGCUAUGGCUAUUAAGAGUACUCUGAUGGUUUUAGGCCAUUCCGUUAUGGAUCCGGAAAUUGUUUCGAUUUUAUACGAAUCAUGCAUUCACACGUAUUUUGAAAAUAAUGUAUCAAAUAUGGAUAAAACAUCAUGGAAAGAACUUUCGAAGUGUUUGAAAUUUAACACCUUAAAGCAGAGUGUACUUACUGACGUAUUAAUAGUAAAUGGAAGUAUUUUCACUAUGCACGUUCUCUUGCUUCAGAAAAUUGAUAGUUCGAAACCGUUGCUCAAUUUAUCUUUGCAGUGGUUACAGUCUAUUAAAGUUACAAGUAACAUCGAAGCUAAAAUGCCUUUAAUUUGGAGCGAUAUUUUGGAUAUGUGUUUCGAAAGCUUGAAGACGAAUGAAGCUGCAACGGCCACAGCCCUGUAUAAAUUCGCGAAAUGUCUCUUACAAAUAUCCGAGCAAAAGGAUGGAAUGAAAUGGGGUGUUUUAUUAAACGUCAUUGGUAUAGGCAAACAAAAUGAAGUUACCAUUAAUUUUAAAUUUGUGUGUCGAGCUGUGGGCGGAUACGUUUUAGCCCAACUUCCCGAAUCUAAGGGUAAAUCUCAAACAGUUAGAAGUACUCCAAAUUCGCCUUGCACAGUUGGUCAACCGGGGGGUAACGCUGAGGUGUCCAAGAUGUUACUCAAAUUAGAUUUUGGUCAGUCUCAAGGAAAAAUCAAAGAAUGUGCUGAGGGAGUACUGAGACAAAUUCAAGAUCCAGCCAAUUCAUUGCAUAACGUGAAAGAUUUUUUGAACAACAUAUUGCAACAGUUCUAUACAUAUAGUUAUUUAAAGGAGAUGGAUUAAUAUUUUUCUAAAAUAUAUUUU
This is a messenger RNA of Nicrophorus vespilloides, 7437 nucleotides long. RefSeq names its product ectopic P granules protein 5 homolog (gene Epg5). The transcript is spliced from 29 exons. Bases 157 to 7416 code for a protein of 2419 amino acids. Gene Ontology annotation, biological process: autophagosome maturation. NCBI's taxonomy places the organism in Eukaryota, Metazoa, Arthropoda, Insecta, Coleoptera, Silphidae. Gene Ontology annotation, cellular component: cytoplasm. The record is from RefSeq and is a predicted model, not a curated record.